AUGGAAUUAGAAUAAAUUAAAAAAUAAAUAAAGGGACUUUAGCCUUAGGUUUAUUAAGGCUUAGAUUAAGUUUUUUACCAACUAAAUUUAGAUAGCAGAUAUGAAUAGCUAACUUAUUUUUUGAACAAUAAGGAUAAAGUUAUUCUUUUAGGAAGUAAUAAAAUUCAAAGCAUAAAGGUAGCUUUAGAAUUUUCUAAAUUAAAUACUUAAACUGAAAUGUGCAAUAAAUUUAAGAAACAAGAUAAAACGAUUCAAAAAUUUUAAAAUUUACCAAUAAAUGAAUCUUUUUUUGUUAAAGAUUUUAAGCUAGUAGAAUACUAAUUAGGUGAAUAUGAAUUCUCUUAAAGUGAAGUAAAGAGCGAAUUUAUUAAUUUAGUUAACAGGUUAAAAAUAGAGUGUUGUGAUAAUAAGGAUAGAUAAUCCAUUUUAUAAAUAACUCCAAUAUUAAAAACUACUAACUUAAAGAAACUAACUACAGUUUUCCAAACUGUAAAAAACUUUGAGUUUAUAGACAAGAUUUAUGCAGAAAUUUCUAAAGUUUUAUCUUUGACUCAUUUAGACUUUAUCCUUUAUUAGAGUGAAGUAAAUUUACAAAUAAUUUUAGAACGCAUAGCAUCUUUGCUACUUUUAGAAGAUUUAGGCAUUAAUUUGAGCUCAGUAAAUGUUUCUUCUAAAAGUUUAUAUGACUUUAUAUAAGGAUUAUAAGGUUUAGAAAGAUUAAAAUCUUUUAAGAUAUAUCUAGAUGAUAUAGAUUUAAAUCAAAAUGAAAAUGGAGAUGAUAGAUUAUACUUUUUAAACAGUUUAAGUAAACUAAAACACUUAGAAAAUUUAGAAAUUAAACUUUUUUCCUUUAAAUUAAUCCCUGAAAAUUAUGAAUCUUUUAGUAAUCUAAUUUUAGAUCAUAGUAAACUAUAGUCCUUAAAAUUGAAUCUUUAUGGAAACUAAAUAGGCUGCUCAGGUAUAAAAAAUAUAUCACAAGGAAUUUCAAAAUUAUAAAAUCUUAAAAGAUUAGAUUUGACAUUUUGUUAUGGUGAAAUAAAUGAUGAAGGAAUUAUUAUUCUAGGCAAUAGUGUUUCUUAAUGCCUACAGAUAUAAUAUAUCUAUUUAUAACUUUCAUAAAACUAAAUAGGAAAUGACGGUUUUAUCUAAUUUGGAGAAAAGAUAAGCAAUUUAAAAAAUUUAACAGAAUUCGAAAUAUUUUCUUCAGUAAAUUAAAUUUCCUCUUAAGGGUUAACUUUAUUCACUCAAUCAAUAAUGAAGUGUCCUAAUCUCAUUAAUUUCGUUUUCUGUUCAACAUUUAAUAAUUUUAGAGUAUAAGCCAUUCAAUAAUCUCUUGAAACAAUUUUAAAAAAUAAAAAAUUAAUUAAAGUUUAUCUUGAUUUUAGUAAUGUCACUGAAGAAUAAUAUGAUUCAGCUCCUUUAAAAGGUGCUUUAAAAAAGAUGUUCUUAAAUAAAUAUUGCAUAGAAGCUGAAAUUUAUUUAUGA
Tetrahymena thermophila SB210 is the source of this 1485-nucleotide messenger RNA. RefSeq lists its product as hypothetical. Gene Ontology annotation, molecular function: small GTPase binding; GTPase activator activity. The record is from RefSeq and is a predicted model, not a curated record. Gene Ontology annotation, cellular component: cytosol; nucleus; perinuclear region of cytoplasm. The transcript has 16 exons. Gene Ontology annotation, biological process: nucleocytoplasmic transport; activation of GTPase activity. NCBI's taxonomy places the organism in Eukaryota, Ciliophora, Oligohymenophorea, Hymenostomatida, Tetrahymenidae.